AUGGACGAAACGUUUACUAAAGAUCUAGCUGGAGAUUUUGAAAAGUUAUAUGAAUCCAAAGAACGCUAUGACACAAUUAUCACUGUUGGAAAAGAACCAAAUGUUGAACCAAUUUAUGCACAUUCUGUAAUUCUUUGCACUAGAUCACCUUAUUUUCGUAGAGCAUUAUCUGAUGAAUGGGCUGAAAAAAAGGAUGGUUAUUUUAUUUUAUCCAAACCUAAUAUAAGUGCAUUAAUUUUUAAUAUUAUUCUCAACCAAAAAGUUGAAAUAAUUUUAGAGCUUCUAGUUGCUGCAGAUGAACUUUUAAUUCAAAAACUUAUUGACUUUAUUCAAGAAUUUUUAAUCAAAAAUAUUGGUAAAUUCUUACAAAAAGAUAUCAUUAAAACGGUUCAUUUUGUUGCUCACAAUAACCAAUUUAAUGAACUUAAAGAAGCUUAUUUGAAGAUCAUUUGCGACGAUCCUUACUUCAUAUUUAGUACAGAGGAGUUCUUUCAGUUAGAAGAAGAAGCACUAAAAUUAAUUCUUAAAUGUGAUAACCUCAAUAUGAAAGAAAUUGAAAUUUGGAUUGCACUAGUUGAAUGGGGAAUCAAUCAACAAAAAAAACUUAAAAGUGACAUGAUGUGUGAAGACACUAAUAGCGAAGACAUUAAUCCACUAGGAGAGACAUUAGGUGAAUUAAUUAAAUUCAUUAGAUUUCAUCAGAUGGAUCGUGAAGAGUUCAUGCCCGAAGUGUGGAAAUAUAAGCACCUUCUUUCGGAACAGUUAAUUGAGGAUAUACUUAGUUGUUUAUUAGAUUCUGAUUUCAAACCAUUAUACAACACAUUUCUCAUUAGAUGGGGCAACUUUCAAAUCGACUCAGUAUUAAUUAACAAGGAGAUUGCAUUAUUAUUGAUGAAAUGGAUAGAUAGAAAAACUAUAGAUGAUAAUACUUCCAAAGGAUUUCAUUAUAGCUUUAAUCUUCUUUUUCGAAGCAGUCUAGAUGGUCUUUCUUCAAAAACUUUUCAUCGAAAAUGUGAUAACAAAGGAGCAACAAUUGUUGUUGCGAAAGAUCUAAAUUCAAAUUAUCUUGUUGGUGGUUACAAUCCAAUUAGAUGGAAUUGUAAAAAAGCAUGGAAACAAACAACAGACAGCUUCUUAUUUGCCUUAGAUCAGACUGACUUCAAAAACGCAAAAGUGUCACGCAUUAAGCAUCUUGAUUGUAGUAUUGUUUGCAGUGAAGGUUUUGGUCCACUUUUCGGAGAAGGUGAUUUAUACGUUACAAACAACGAUAACACCUGGCAACUUAAACCAAAAUGCUACCCUAGUUUGUUAAGC
This is a messenger RNA of Dentiscutata heterogama, 1314 nucleotides long. Lineage: Eukaryota; Fungi; Glomeromycota; Glomeromycetes; Diversisporales; Gigasporaceae. The record is from the annotation of a GenBank genome assembly.